This is a messenger RNA of Drosophila subobscura, 408 nucleotides long. RefSeq names its product neuropeptide-like protein 31. Lineage: Eukaryota; Metazoa; Arthropoda; Insecta; Diptera; Drosophilidae. The record is from RefSeq and is a predicted model, not a curated record. The coding region runs from base 55 to 324 and encodes 89 amino acids. The transcript has a single exon.
CGGCUGGGAGCCAGCGACAGUUUCAAACGGAAAGAUCGAAGCUAAGCAAGCAAAAUGAAAGCAGCCAUCGUGUUCGCAGUUGUGAUUUUCGCGCUCCUCAGUGUCCUGGAGGCGGUGCCGGCUCCUCAGUUCGGCUACGGUGGCUAUCCCGGUGGUUAUGGAGGCUAUGGCGGCGGCUAUCCUGGCGGCUAUGGCGGCUACGGCGGUGGAUAUCCCGGCGGCUAUGGAGGCUAUGGUGGUUUUCCACGUGGCGGCUUUGGCGGUGCCAGUGCCUCAGCAUCGUCAUCUGCAACAGCCGGCGGCUACGGCGGCUUCUACGGCUAAAUAUGGGUGCUCCCAUACCAUGUACCUUUAAUGCCUCAUCAAAUUAGUAUUUAAUAAACACAGUUUAGUCAUUCCUGUAACUCC